AUGGAUGCCCGAAGCGCCUACGACAGGUUACAGGUCUGGUUUGGGAUGGACUGGAGUGGUAUUGACGCUCUUGCGCCGAAGCCUGGCGUUCUGUCUCCAUUCAAGUUGUUGGUCGCAUCCGUGAUGCAAGAGGCGUGGCCUUAUGUCACCAGGCUAGCAUCGGAGCUUGACGACAUCUUCUUCCUGAUGCCGUUCACCUGGAAACAGCUGGCCAAGUUCACAGACCAGAGAACACCAGCUGACGUCCCAAUCAUCGCUGUACCAAUCGAUGCUGAGGACUAUCCAGUGCCAAACCGUGUGCCAGGCUCAAUCCUGUUUAGGAUUGAGGUGCAGAAUCGGCGCAGCAACCGAGACAAUGGCUCCUUAUGGGUUGAGCUGCCAGCUGAGAAGGACUUUCCGUUUGCAGAAAUAUCAGACGGGUGGGAG
Molecule: messenger RNA, 426 nt
Organism: Klebsormidium nitens
Lineage: Eukaryota; Viridiplantae; Streptophyta; Klebsormidiophyceae; Klebsormidiales; Klebsormidiaceae
Source: the annotation of a GenBank genome assembly